AUGAACAACAACAAUGAAACCUACCUCAAGACGGGAGCUGACGAUUUCGAGGAACUCGACUAUCUGAAGUUACAGCCACAUGAAGCCGAGAAGCUGAGACAGUAUCUCCUGCAAUGCUCAGCGAUUAAAGCCAAGCAACAGCAGCAAUAUCUCCAAGCAACAAAUAACAACAACAAUAACAACAACAACAAUAAUAACAACAACAAUCCUGAUGCUCCGAUUAACUACCACAACAACGUCUACAACGUCAAUGGAAACAACACCAGCUUCAAUCGCUCAUUUAGUCAAAACUCAACAGAGACCAAAGAAUUUCCCUCGAAAAUCAUCAAGCAAGAAAAACAAGAUGAUGUGAUUGAAAAAUACCCAUCAAAAGUCAAAAAGCGGCAAAAAUCAAAACCAAGAGCGGACCAAGCGUUGAGAAAUGCUUCUACUCCUGCGCAUAUUCUCAGUUUUCAGCAGCGGCUACGUAACCACAGAACCCAUUUGGGAUUGACGCAGCACGAAACCGCAAAAUCGAUCUACAAACUUGUCGGUAAAAAGAUUUCGCAAACACUCGUCUCCCGCUUUGAAACGAAUCAACUGCACCCAAAGAACACGCUGAAUCUAAUGCCCGAAAUGGAGGAAUGGAUCCGAAAGACACGAAUUAUCUCGACGCGAAGUUUGCUCUUCUGA
Molecule: messenger RNA, 672 nt
Organism: Oikopleura dioica
Lineage: Eukaryota; Metazoa; Chordata; Appendicularia; Copelata; Oikopleuridae
Source: the annotation of a GenBank genome assembly